This is a messenger RNA of Dioscorea cayenensis subsp. rotundata (Guinea yam), 2693 nucleotides long. Its product is annotated as subtilisin-like protease SBT2.5. Gene Ontology annotation, biological process: proteolysis. Lineage: Eukaryota; Viridiplantae; Streptophyta; Magnoliopsida; Dioscoreales; Dioscoreaceae. The record is from RefSeq and is a predicted model, not a curated record. Gene Ontology annotation, molecular function: serine-type endopeptidase activity.
CUAACCUGGUUCAUAAUCACCUAGAGUUGCUAUAUAAAACUGCCAUCUUUUUCAUUUUCAAGUACCUCAGGGACUUCAUAGCUUCGUACCAGCAGCCAUGGCUUCUGUAGCCAUAUGUGCACUGAUUAUUCUUUGCAUUUUAUUGGCUUUAUAUCAGGGUUCCUUAAACGUAGAUGCUGAGGUUUUUCUUGUGGUGAUGGAGGAUGAAUCUGUUAUUUCUUAUAAGAAGAGUGGUGAUGAUGCUCUGAAGUACAAGGAAAAGGUAAUCACUAGGCAUGACAUUUUCCUGGAGUCCCUCCUCCCAGCAGAUUCCUACUCAAAGCUUUACAGCUACACCCACUUGUUCAAUGGUUUUGCUCUUCAUACAACAUCCAGAGAGGCAUUGGAAGUCCUUCACAGUGCACAGGGAAUUAGAAUUAUUCAUGAGGAUGUCAAGAUGGUGAAGAUGACCACUCAUUCUCCAGAAUAUCUUGGUCUUCCUACCAGAGUGUGGCCAUCGUUAGGUGGCCCUGAUAUGGCUGGUGAUGGAGUGGUGAUUGGUUUGAUAGACACUGGGAUCAAUCCCAAUCAUCCCAGCUUCGCUAACCUGAAGCCUGGGCCACCUUCUGACAUUGGAAAGUUCAGGGGGAAAUGUGAGUCAGCUGCACAUGAGUUCCCGCUCAAUGCUUGCAAUGGAAAGAUAGCUGGUGCACAAUAUUUUGCCCGUGCUGCAAUAGCUUCUGGUGACUUCAAUGCGUCUCAUGAUUUUGCAUCCCCUUUUGAUAGUGAUGGCCAUGGCAGUCACACGGCAGCUAUUGCCGCUGGGGAAUUUCGGAUCCCAGUCAUCUCCAAUAACUUCAGUUAUGGAUUUGCAAGUGGAAUGGCUCCAGGAGCACACAUUGCUAUCUACAAGGCAAUAUAUUCAUUUGGCGGCUACAUGUCAGAUGUUGUUGCUGCUGUUGACAAGGCAGUAGAAGAUGGAGUUGAUAUCUUGAGCUUGUCAAUAGGACCAUCUGCAGUUCCCACGGGCCCUGCUGCGUUUCUCAAUAUUCUAGAAAUGGAGCUGCUUUUCGCUGUUAAAGCUGGAGUUCUUGUUGUCCAGGCGGUUGGCAAUGGAGGACCUACUCCUAGUUCUGUACUCUCUUUCAGCCCAUGGAUCACAAGCGUGGCUGCCUCCACUAUUGACCGCAAGUACAACAACUCGAUCGUUUUUGGUAAUGGCCAAGUUUUUACAGGCACUGCACUCUCCUUGCCUACACAGGAGGGGCUUUUCUUGCCACUUGCUGCAGCAGAGGAUGUGUGCAAUUGGAAUGAAACUUGCAUUUUAGCUCGGAACUGCCAGCGACCAGAACCUUUUAAUCGGUCCCUCAUUCAAGGGAAGCUGAUCGUAUGCACAUUCAGUGACUUUAUAUUCUCACCCACCAGCGUCGAUUCUAUAGUCAGUACUGCUCAGAAAAUUGGUGCUGCUGGGUUUGUGAUCAUUAUGGCCCGUGGACGUAGUUCUGAAUUUCUCAAUGAAACUACAUCGACCUUGAAUCUACCACUCCCUGGAAUUGUGCUUAGCUCCAGAGAAGCAUCAGAGGCAUUUUGGGAUUACUAUGACAGCCAUACAUUGCGAAGCAAGAACGAAGUGGUCGUUAAUUUUGGCGCGUGUGCAAGGAUUCUGGAUGGGCGACAUGCUGUCUACACUGGAAAGGGGCCAAGUGUUGCUUCCUAUUCAUCAAGGGGACCAGAUGUAAACAAUGCUCUCAUGCAGACCGCAGACGUACUAAAACCCAACAUCCUGGCCCCUGGAACUUCUAUAUGGUCUGCAUGGAGUCCUACAAGCCAAAGUGAUCAAUACAACAUAGGGCAGGAUUUUGCCAUCCUAUCAGGAACAAGCAUGGCCACACCCCAUGUAGCUGGUGUGGCAGCUCUGAUCAAACAGAAGCACCCGCACUGGAGUCCCGGCAAUUCACCCUCAGCCCUGAUGACAUCUGCUAUGUUAACUGACCACUCUGGUGAGCUUUUUAUCAUCAAGUCCGUGACGGGCCUCACUCCAGCUACUCCCUUUGACUACGGAGCUGGCUUCAUCAAUCCUUCCCAUGCCUUAAACCCAGGCUUAGUCUUUGAUGCAAAGUUCAGGCAAUACAUUCAGUUCCUCUGCGUGGUACCAGGUGUGGACGAUGAGUCAGUACGAAGUGCAGUUGGCACUGGCUGCCCGACGGUGAGAAGUGACUGGUGCUCAGACUUGAACACAGCUAGCAUAACAGUGUCCAACCUGGUUGGGUCACGGCAGGUAAUUCGCAAGGUGACCAGCGUGGGGAGCAUGGAAGAAAGGUACCAGGUUGUGGUGCGUGAACCAGCCGGGGUGGCUGUGACAGUAAAUCCCCAGGCAUUUACCAUACAGCCGAACUCUUCGAUGAUCCUGAAGAUCAUGCUUGAAGGCAGGGAAAUAGCUAAUGAUUAUACGUUCGGGGAGUUGGUUUUCAAUGGUGAUAAGAAUCAUGUUGUCAAAGUCCCUCUUGCAAUCUUUGUUAGCAGUACUUUGUGAUCACAAAAUAUAGUUUUUAGUUGCAGGUAGUGAAGAGAUGCAUCCAUCAUUCCAGUUAUAUUUUUCUUAAUGUUUUAUUGUUGCUUGCUUCAAUGAACUUUUCUUGAUAAAGAUGUUUCAGUUGCAAGCCAAAUCAGUAUAAACUUGAGUAGAAGGGAACAAUUUAAGUGAUUGAUCGAAA